AAAACAAAGCUGUAACAACAACCACAACAACAAAAAAAAAAACAACAACAGCCAAGAAGUGUCUGUGUGCCAAGUGCUAGCUUUGAAUUGUUGUUGGUUGCGGCACUUUUUGGGAAAUUAAAUUAUGUUAAGUGCAUAAAUCGUUCGACGCAGCAAAAGCAUCAGCAUCAGACACAACAACAGGAGCCGCAGCAGAAGUGAAACGCUAAGGUGCAAUCACAAAUGAAAAGAGCUGAAGAACUAAAUAAGUUGCAAUUUGAAGAGCGCUUGUGGGACAAGUGAAAACUGAAAACUGCGCGGUAGCCCAAGUAAAGUAAGAACGUAAAGAGGAAAACUCGCUCAGCGCUGUCAGAAAACUUGUCGAGGAGCCCAGGAAGCACCGAACCCAGAGACCAAAAGCAGCUGCUGUGACGAUUGACAAGACAAAAACAAAAGCCACGACGGCAAGAGUUUGACAAGUGGCACAAGUGGCAGCAGCGCCCAAAAGCACGCAGCUAGUUUUUCAACUCAACUCAGACUUUUUGUGUAUGCUUGCUGCCCCAAGCCCAAAACGUCCACCCACACCCAGUCACGCAGCAGUCACCGCAGUCCAUGGCCGCGUAGCUUUUGUAUGCGGCUCGCAUGCCGUGGCAGCAACAGCGUGAAUCGCAAGUGCAACAACAAUAGCAGCAUUACAGGCGCUAUGUGCUGGCCAAAUACCGCAUCGGAACGUCAGCAGCAAACAAAAUAGAGCAUCGGCAAGGACAUAGCCAAACACUCGAGCAUUGGCCAAAAAGGAGCAGCUGGCAGUGCAGCACAUGUGUUUUUGUGAUGCGACAAGGACACUUCAAGUGCCGCCAACACACUUAAACGCAGCCCGAGCAGCAGCAUCCGCAUCAACAACAUCUCUGGCAUUAGUUUAAAACAGUCAACAGUCUUCAAACGCAGCAUGCGCAAACACAAAGCGCCGCCCGGCGGCCACCCAAUCAGUUCCAGUUUCGUGGCAAGGACAAUGCCAACAGUGCACAGCGAGACAAACGCAGCGGGCACGACACCAGCACAAGAAACAACAACAACAGCAGCAGUGGAAAUGGAGCAGCAGCGCAUGUUGCUCGGCCAUGCGGCAGUUGACAGCGCCACGCCAGGAGCAGGAGCAGCAACAACAGCUGCUGCAACAAGCCCAACUAGUCGCCUUGCAGCGCCAUCGGCCACCUGCCAGCAACGAUCUGCAGCAGCAGCAGCAACAGCCAAAGCAGCGAGCAGCAAGGAACGGCCGCGAUAUACAGUUAAGCUCAUGUCCUUGCUGCACAUCGCCUGCUACGUGUUGUGCCUGUGCGCCUUCAGUUUCGCACUCUACGCGAAUGUGCGACAGACUCGACUCGAGCAGCGACUGCAGCGCCUGCAGCAGCUGGACGCGCGCAUCGUCGAGCUGGAGUUGCGUCUGGAGCAGCAGCAGCUGCUGCACUGGCCCGCCGAGCAGGCCAAGAUCCUGGCCAGCCCCAUCAUCAGCAGCAGCAAUAGCAGCAGCAGCGAGAACGGCACAUCCUCACACCUGGCGCUACAUGUGCGUCGCGAGCUACAUCGCCUGCGCCGCGAUGUUUCCCACCUGCAACUGACGCGACGUCAGCAGCGCCGGCAAGCGGCCGAAGCGGCUGCAGCUGCUGCAGCAGCCGGAUUUGGAGGCAGCCCAGCACCCAAUGGCGAGUGCCAGUGCCAACCAGGUCCACCAGGUCCGCCCGGUCCGCCCGGCAAGCGAGGGAAGCGCGGCAAGAAGGGCGACCCCGGCGACAAGGGUGAACCGGGUCUCAACGGCAUCAGCGGCGAGAAGGGUGCUGCUGGUAACCCCGGCGACAAGGGCCAAAAGGGCGAUACCGGCCAUCCGGGCGUGGAUGUCUUCCAGACAGUCAAGGGCCUCAAGAGAUCGGUGACAACGCUGCAUGGCGGCACACUGGGCUAUGCGGAAAUUGUAGCUGUUAAGGACUUGCAAGAAGCGGGCGUUAACGUAUCCGCUUCAACGGUCAUACAGCUAAAGGGUGAACCUGGCGAGCCCGGCCCGCCUGGACCCCCAGGCGAACCUGGCAAUCCAGGCGUACCAGGCGAGCGUGGACCACCUGGCGAAACUGGACCGCAGGGAGUGCAGGGCGAGGCCGGCCAGGCAGGACCGAUUGGACCGCCCGGCGUGCCGGGCGCACCUGGCACAAAGGGUGACAAGGGCGAUCGCGGUGAUCGUGGCCUCACCACAACCAUCAAAGGUGACGAGUUCCCAACGGGCAUCAUCGAGGGUCCGCCGGGACCGCCUGGACCACCUGGUCCGCCCGGAGACCGCGGUGAACGCGGCGAGGUGGGACCCAUUGGACCGGCCGGGCCGCCUGGCGAGAAAGGACCACGCGGAAAGCGGGGCAAGCGGCUAUUUGGACCUGGCGGCACCAAGCUGGAGGAGGAUUAUGACGACCCGCCCGUCACACUGUUGCGUGGCCCGCCCGGACCACCAGGCCUUUCCGGCAAGGACGGACGAGACGGACGCGAUGGCAGCAAGGGUGAGCCGGGCGAGCCCGGAGAGCCGGGCUCACUGGGUCCACGUGGCCUGGAUGGUCUGCCUGGUGAGCCGGGCAUUGAAGGGCCGCCUGGUCUGCCGGGCUAUCAAGGGCCGCCCGGUGAAAAGGGCGAUCGCGGCGAUAUUGGCCCACCUGGUCUAAUGGGACCUCCGGGCCUGCCAGGACCACCAGGCUAUCCCGGAGUCAAGGGUGACAAGGGCGACCGUGGUGAUUCGUACCGUAAGAUGCGACGCCGGCAGGACGACGGCAUGGCUGAUGCACCACACAUGCCCGCCAUUGAAUAUCUUUACGGACCACCCGGACCACCUGGUCCAAUGGGCCCACCUGGACACACUGGUGCCCAAGGCGAUCGGGGCUUGGAUGGACGUAAGGGUGAUCCUGGCGAAAAGGGGCACAAGGGCGAUCAAGGACCCAUGGGCUUGCCGGGUCCAAUGGGCAUGCGUGGCGAGUCGGGACCUUCUGGUCCGGCUGGCAAAGCUGGCAUUCCGGUGUGGGGCGACUACUAAUACAACUUACUCAAAAGUGCAGUCUAAUAAUAAAUAACAAACACAUUGCUCCGAAAAGCGAAUAAAAUGCGACACAAACUUAUCAAACACACACACAUACUCACCCACACAUACAAGCACACACACACUACGCACAGGAAGCAAAAUAAAAAAAAAUACGCUGAGCUUUGUGGAAAAAAGAUAUAAGCAAACUAAAUAUGCAUAGGAAAUGUUACCAAGCUGGCUCUCGCUCAGUUUUAUUGUCUAUCUAUAUAGUCAUAUAUAAAUAUAUAUAUAUUUAUAUAUAUCUGUGUAAAUGUAUGUAUAUCAAAUUGUACAUACAAGCGCCCAUGUACAUAAAUACAUGCGAAACCCAAUACGAUACGAUAUCAGCCGCAUGCCACUUAAAAAUACCCUAUAUCAAUAUAUGUAUAAUUGAGAAUAUCCCAAUUGCAUGCAAGUUGCAGGACGCAAGGCACAGAAUACAAAAUACGAAAAACAAUAUACAAUAUAAUACAAAUAUGUGUAUGAAAGUGCAUUCAUAUCAAAUGAAACAUAACAGAGCUGCGGACAUAUGUGUUAAGCAGAGCCAAAUGAGUAUUUAUGUAUACAGGCAAGCACAAAUGCAAACAAAAAAACAAACAUAAUUAUUUCUAUAGAAACACGCGAUCGAACAUAUUUACAACUAUCAAUUGAAUCAACCAAAUAAUUGAGUAUAUAUAUAUAUACAUGAGAAGGGGGCAAAUAUACAAAUAAGCAAACAAACAAGUUCUCAAACAUGCCAACGAACAUGCAAUGCAAAUAGUGUAAUUGCAUUUCAUUUGAAACUGCGCUGUACACCUAUCCGAGAGUACAUUCAAGCAAAAGCCAAUGCAGCAGCAGCCGCAGCAGCUGUUGCAUAAAUCAUACGCACCGUGGCACUUGAAAGUUGCAGCAAAAUAAUCUUGUGCCUGCAUUUUGGCUAAGGCAUUCUUGCAGAUGCAACAGAGUAACUCAAUUUGCUAGUUACUUUCUUGAUUGACCCAUAAAUUUCAUUGCCAGCCGCAAAGUCAAAAUCUUUUAAGUGCUGCCUGUAGCUGUUGCUGCCACUGCUGCUGCUGUUGCCGCAUUGUUGCAUUAUCUUAGGUGCCGUCCAGAGGCUUUGUCGUAUAUUCAAUUUAUAGGAAUGCCAAAGCUUCAGUGCUUGACAAAUGGUAAACAGCAAAUACAUAGUAUCUAAACAUUCUCAAUUUUAAAUAACCUAAGUGAAAACUGUAAAGAAAAAAAGUAUAUAUAUAUAUCUUUAAAAUUUGUCUCAAUGUUUGCGUAUAUAUUAUCGAGUUUGAAUGUGUUAUAUGUCUACAACAAAGAAACUGUUUAAUAUACAUAUUUAAUACAUAGAAAUACACAAUGAUAACAAUUUUCAAAAUAAUCGUAAAUUGUAAUUGUAAUAUCAUGCGAUAACAACAAAGAGCUAUCUUCCAAUUGUGCAUAUUUUUCAGUGUUAUAUGUAACUUCAAUACGAAACGCGUUGAAAACAAAAAUUAGUUAGGCUAAAGUUUAAAUAUACCUACUAGUAUACACAGCAUAUUUGGAGUGUGGGAAGCCAUUAAAUAUGAGAAUAUGAGAACACAGCAAAACGUUUGCAAUAGCAUCGGCUGGCCGGUGAACAACAAAGCGCCCUCAGAAUGACCCUCAAUCUCCCAUAAUUAGCCCACAAACACGUACACCCCAACCCCAAUUAAACAAGUUUACUAACAAUGCAUUCAAAUAAGCUCUCUUCAAUUGAGGAUAUUAUUAACAAUAAAUACAUAAUUCUAAUAUGUAUCCUAUUGGUUUCAUCGAACAUCUCAAAUAAAUAAAUGCAAAUCUACCUUUCGAUCUGAGCGAGUGCACAGAAUGCACCUAAAAAAAAUCAAUUUACAAUUUAUGACUACUAAUACGAGCAUGCUAUAUCGAUUUAAAAAGAAAUGAAAAAAAGAACACACAGUCAGGUGGAAAAAAAUAUAAAUAACAAAUGCUAAAUGCAAACGAAAUCUAUUAUAUGUUCAACUACGAUAACACUUGCUCUGCAUUUGCAUAAAAUUUCAAAUAAAACUAAAGCCUCAAAGGACUUAAUGCAAAUACGUGUUGGCAAAUUACAAUGCAUAUGUAUGUCAAUUUGUUUUCAAUUAAAUGUGUCGCUCCCAAAGCUGAAAAAGUUUCCCGAAAAAACAAAAACAAAAAAUCCAAACAAUUUCGCAUGUCAAUUUUCAUUUUAACCACUAGAUUAGCCAACAUCAUGGUGUACAUAAAAUGUCAACUAACAAUAAGAUACGAUAUUUUACAUUUAUUGAACAGCUAACUUAUCCACAGUGCUAACUGCGCCUGUCUUCAAUUUUCACAUUUUACUCUACUUAACUUAAACCCUUGAACUUUUGUCUAACUAACUAACUCAAGCUGUAACCGAGAUCCAUAGGUUAGAAUAAUGAAUUGUGCGGUCGCUGGAGAUAUGUUCUAUCGGCAAUGUGCAUUACAUUUAACUAAAUAUUAGCAUUAAAUUUAAAUUAUAAAUUUAUACAUAUAUUUCAAUUCAAUUUGGUCAUUAACUUCAUAAGCUGCUAAUGGUAAUUGUAAGUGUACAUUUGUUAAUUGCGUACUAAACCAAGUGUUUCCAAUUAAAUAACAAAUAUGUAUGUAUAUGUAUUUGUGUGUAUUUAUGUCUAUACAUCCAUACAUUUAUGCAUGUAUGUAUGUAUGCAAGCAUGCCUAAUGUGCGUAUGAAUUCUGCCAAUUGCCACAAUAUAAAAAUUAUGAAAAUUACGCUAAUCAGAAAGGCAUUCCUUGACAGGCAGCAACAAAUUGUAA
This is a messenger RNA of Drosophila novamexicana, 5845 nucleotides long. Its product is annotated as collagen alpha chain CG42342. The record is from RefSeq and is a predicted model, not a curated record. The coding region runs from base 929 to 3040 and encodes 703 amino acids. NCBI's taxonomy places the organism in Eukaryota, Metazoa, Arthropoda, Insecta, Diptera, Drosophilidae. The transcript is spliced from 15 exons.